This is a messenger RNA of Ipomoea triloba (trilobed morning glory), 1147 nucleotides long. RefSeq names its product AT-hook motif nuclear-localized protein 9-like. NCBI's taxonomy places the organism in Eukaryota, Viridiplantae, Streptophyta, Magnoliopsida, Solanales, Convolvulaceae. The transcript has 7 exons. The record is from RefSeq and is a predicted model, not a curated record. Gene Ontology annotation, molecular function: minor groove of adenine-thymine-rich DNA binding. The coding region runs from base 424 to 954 and encodes 176 amino acids.
ACCAGACAAUGGCAAGAAGAAAAUUGGGAAAUUUUAUCAUUUUUCUGCAAUUUUUUCCCCGGAAAGUGCUGAAAUUUAAUUCGAAUGGAAGAAAGUAUGGUAACCUUCAUCCUAUUGUCGGAGCACUGCAAUACUGCUUUUUGGAUAUUUGGUGGCCUUUUUCGGCAGUGUAAUGUUACAAAAGACAAAAUUGGAGGCGGGGGGUGGUGGUUGUAUCGGAAGGAUAAGAAUGUAACUUUACAUUUCAGCGUGAAAACCAUGCAAUCCAAAACCCUAGAGGCUCUGCCUCCCUACCCUAAAAGCAAAACACCCCAAAGCUCCGCUUCCUUGCCCUAAAAUCAGAACACUCCAGAGGCUUCACUUUCUUCCCCUAAAAUCUUAACCCCAAAAGCUCCACCUCCUUCGUAGAAGCUCCAUCCCCUUAUGGAAUCGUGCCCUAAAACGGAUGAUUAUUACAAAUUGAUUCUUGCAGUGCCAGCUCAUUCCGCUGGUGAUAUGGAACUGCCCAGAAGAAGAAGAAGGAGAUCCUCAGGACAAACAACUGGAGGACCAGAGCCACAACCAGAGCCACCAAGCCCAGCAAGCAUCGUUCAAGACAUCCUUUCGAUUAAUGCUGGAGAGGAUGUUGUUCAAACUAUCCUGGCUCACUUCAGGAACAUCCCCCGGCCUUCUCAAGAAUUCCUGGGAAUUGUCUUGUCAGCAACUGGAUCUGUCUUGAAUCCAGCCAUAUCUACCAGACUACUAACAAAAUCAUUUGAGGGAGCCUUUCCCAUUGACCACCUUGCAGCCCACUUCAUCAUCAAAAGAACUGGCAGGGUUGAACCACGUCAGAGCCAAAAUAUCACAUUUCGAGGCCCUGAUGGCGAGAUGGUUGGUGGCCGUGUCGAGGGUCCCCUCAUUGCUGCCACCGAAAUUCAGCUUCGCGUUGGCAGAUUCCCUCACGAGGCUAAUUGAGGGCGUUCACACCGAUGAGAUAGGAGUUGGCGAUAGUGUGUUUUGGCGAUUUUGCUAAUUCCUAGAUACAUUGUUGCUGUUUGUUUUUGACAUUUUAAUAGAAGUGUGCAAUAUGUGUGCAUGCAGCGUGCAAUAUAUACUUCAAAAUAUUAUUUAAAUUUAAAUUAGAAUACAAUUUUAAAAAUAUUUUCAA